AUGGGAGGCCGGCUGCCAGGAAAACUCAAAAAUAGCUUUCUUUUCACCAUUCCAAGUCACGUUCGUACUAAUAAACCAACAAAACAUUUUCCGUUUGAAUUUUUUAAAAAAAUGUGAGUGAGGAAUUUUGCUUAAUUUUAAAGAAAUCGUUGUGAACACAAAACGGCAUUCCCCGUCCCCACCACCAGAUGUUUCGGAUUUGGAGCUAGUCAAACUCAUGGCUGUAAAUCGAAUGUUUCUUUUCUUGCCAAAGUUGAAGAGUUUAAAGUGUUCAGUUUGUGCCUUAAAAUUUAAAACUGUUUACUCACUGCUGGCAAGACAAUAGUUGUAUCUUAAUCUUAUGUGACGUUGGAAGAGACCGAGUAAAAGCGUCUUAGCUGACUUCGGUUGUUGUUGUUCUUCUCUCUUUAUCUCUCUGUCUCUCUCGCACGACGCCAUUGCGAUUUCUGCAUCAACUUGUCUCAACUUGUUGCCUAGAGUAGCCGCCUCAGUUUUUCUCAAAAUUAACAUGAAAACUAAGCCAAAAGUGGAUUCAAACAGUCAGCGGCUGAAGGCCUUAGUGCUAUGGAUCGAGGAAAACAAGACGGGCAUUGAGGAAUUAAGAUCUGUGCCUCUAAAGUCCCGAUUUGUUGGGGCAGUUACAACUGUGCUGUUCGCGGGAAAACACAAGGGAUACAAGGCCAAAAUUCUAAUGAUAAGCGCUGAUGGUGCUGCAUUAGAAAAGAAGGCUGAAGAGGUUGAGCUACAACUCUAUGCAGAGCAGCAGGAAGCCAAGAAGAAUAAGGCAAAGAGAAAUAGGGCCCAGAAACCCAAGAGUGGGAGUGCAUCUGAGCAAAGCAUUGUUCGUGCUCUUGGAGGGAAAGUGCCACCCCCAAAGGAACUCAAACAUCUAGACAUUGUGGAGCAGAAGGAGAAGCGUGUCCUUCAACAACAUCAACUUAACGGGCAACGGUUCUUGGAUUCUCAACUGCUCAACCUGUCUUCACAGCCAAGUAGUUCUCGGGCUUGUGAACCUACUGGAGAUGAUUUAGAAGUGGAUGAAAAUGUACGGCCAAGUGAGAAGAAUGAGGGGUUGAGUGAACCAAACGUUUUGACCCAGAAUGUCGAGCCUCAGAGCUCUGAAUGCUGUGAAGCAGCUCGCUUCAUCAAGAAAUUUAGCGGCGCACAAUACCGCAGCUUCUUUCAAGAGGUAUUAAAUUUGAUGGGAGAUGUCUCACCCGAUGAAGUUCAGUAUCUUGAAUUGCUCGACAUCCCUGAGCACGUUAAGAAAGUGGAGCUAGAACCUAAGGCGGCCAAGGGUGUUUACAUUUCCCAAACUAAGAGGGACCAGCUGAAGGUAGAUUUUGCUAAUAAACCUCCCCUGCUAGCAAGAGAAACCUUGUUUGCGCUGUUUGGGGAAGAAACAUUCAAAAUGCUGCAUGUCACCGCCAAGGGGCAGAAAUCAGGAUCCUAUGGCAUUCCUCCCAAUGUCUUGACAGCAUUGUUAGCUUUCAUAAACAAUCAUGUCAAAGAUGAGAAUAAGCUGAAGACUGUUGAGCUAACUGCCCUAAUUACUAAGAGAGCACCAGAGUGGAGAGCACCAGAGUGGCGCUCAAAGAACAAAUCAGUAGGGAAGAGUCCUGGAAGCCAUCAGAAACGGAAAGCAAUUGAGGCCAAGCAUCAUGAGGACAGCUUUUCUGCUGUUACACCUCCUCAUGCUCUACCAAGGAAAAGGGUUGCAAACAAUUCUGAGACUGAGCAUUAUGAGGAUAGCUCCUUGACAGGUUUCCCUUUUCACUCCCCACGAGAGAACAUUUCUUCUUUGGUGCAAACCCAUCAGCAAGAGGACACCGGUUCACCAUUAGCAAUUUCUAUCGCUGGAGCAAGGAAGAAACUACGUAUGAAUACUGAGGGUCCUCAUAUAGUUGAGGGAGGAAUGCGGCUGCAACAGCACUCAGUCCCUCAGUACUCGAACCAGCUUUACCAGUACAACCAGCAGUUCCAGUCCCACGAGCAGCCAUGUGACCAGCAGUAUUCGUGCCACCAGCAACAGCCUCAGCAGGACCAUCAUCAACUUGGGUCCUCACAUCAAUCAGGACCAGCAUACCAACACCAGGGAUACCAACACCUGCAGCCCCUGCAGCCCCUGCAGUCCCUGCAGCCCCAGCAGCCCCAGCACGCCCUGCAGCACCAGCAGGCACUGGAGCAUCAGCAACUCCUUCAGCGCCUGCAACACCUGCAGCAGCCCUUGCAGCCCCUGCAGCCCCUGCAGGUUGAGACCGUAGUCAAGUGUGGGCCAGACAGCACAGAGGAACUUAUCGACCUGAAUUGAAUUUCUAAUGCAUUCAUGCCUGCUCCA
Messenger RNA from Thrips palmi, 2338 nucleotides. RefSeq lists its product as uncharacterized. Lineage: Eukaryota; Metazoa; Arthropoda; Insecta; Thysanoptera; Thripidae. The coding region runs from base 509 to 2311 and encodes 600 amino acids. The transcript has 9 exons. The record is from RefSeq and is a predicted model, not a curated record.